Molecule: messenger RNA, 5071 nt
Organism: Ictidomys tridecemlineatus (thirteen-lined ground squirrel)
Lineage: Eukaryota; Metazoa; Chordata; Mammalia; Rodentia; Sciuridae
Gene: Ssc5d
Product: scavenger receptor cysteine rich family member with 5 domains
Biological process (GO): detection of bacterial lipoprotein; zymogen activation; defense response
Cellular component (GO): plasma membrane; extracellular matrix
Molecular function (GO): serine-type endopeptidase activity; extracellular matrix binding
Source: RefSeq, a predicted model, not a curated record
CACCUCCCCAUUACCAACUUUUUCCCCUCGCUGCUGCCUGGUGUGUGGGGAGAGAGAGAGAGAGAGUGUGUGUGUGUGUAGCUCCCUCCCCCUCCCCCAAGCCUUGGCCCUGUCUGCCCAACCCCCCACCUCUUCUUUCUGGGGGCUCUGAAGUUCAGUCUCUCCUCAGAUGGGGCCUGAGGGCUUUACAUUCAGGUCCACCAGUGGGGCUGUCAAAUGAAAAGAGGGUUUUUUCAGUUUCUUUUCCUAAUCCAGAAAGUCCCUUCUGGUGUCUGGCUGCAAGCCCUCUUGCUGCUGCAGGAGUGCCCUAGAUCUGCCCACUCACAGCCACACUUCCAUGGCUGGACAAGAGAGGAGGCAGGAGGGUGUGCCCCCUCCCUUGCAGUCUUCCAGACACCGGAGUCCAGUCCCUUCCCUGAGCCUGCCGAAUCCUAAGCAUCUCAGCACAGGGUGCGCUGGCGAGCCUGCCUGGUCUCCUCCGUGUGGGUGUUUGCAGUUGGACGCUCUCCCCCUCCCGCCCGCCUCCCCCUUCUCCCCACGCCUCAGCUGGGCCUGCCCCCUCCCCCUCCUGUCCCCUGCCGCCUCCCUGCAGCCUCUCUGCUCCUGGCAAAGCCUGCAGCCCGCCCGCUCCUCUGCGGGUCCAGGGAGCCUCUGUGCGCCCCUACCUCCCCUCCUCCCGUCCUCCCCUCCUGCCCUCUUCCCCUUCACCCCGUCCCCUGCCCUGGACUCUGCAAACAUGAAGGUCUUGGCCUGUCUCCUUGCAGCACUGGUGGGGAUCCAGGCUGUUGAGCGGCUGCGCCUGGCUGACGGUCCCCACGGCUGUGCCGGCCGCCUGGAGGUCUGGCAUGGCGGGCGCUGGGGCACCGUGUGUGACGAUGGAUGGGACCUUCGGGAUGCUGCUGUGGCCUGCCGGGAGCUGGGCUGCGGGGGGGCGCUGGCCGCCCCCGGGGGCGCCUUCUUCGGGGAGGGCGCAGGGCCUGUGUGGCUCAGCGAGCUGGCCUGCCGGGGCAGUGAGGGGCAGCUGGGCCUCUGCCCCCACCGGGGCUGGAAGGCCCACAUCUGUUCUCACGAGGAGGACGCCGGCGUCGUCUGUGCAGGCCAGCGAGUGGCGACCUCCAGGGACGACUCCGCUUCCCCCCCAGAUGGAGGUCUGUGGCCGGGACUGUCUGGGGGACUGAGCCCCGGCACUGAGGAGCCUCCUGUGACCCAGGUCCCUCGCCCAGCUGGGAUCCCCCAGAAUGGCCCCCGGAAGAAGAGCCUCCGGCCACCCAAGCCAGCCAAGUCCACCCGGGCGCCUUUGCUGACUGGAGCCCCACGCCAAGAGCGGCUGCGCCUGGUUUCAGGCCCCCACGGCUGUGCCGGCCGCCUGGAGGUCUGGCAUGGCGGGCGCUGGGGCACCGUGUGUGACGAUGGAUGGGACCUUCGGGAUGCUGCUGUGGCCUGCCGGGAGCUGGGCUGCGGGGGGGCGCUGGCCGCCCCCGGGGGCUCCAGAUUUGGGCCUGGUGCGGGGCCCGUGUGGAUGGACGAUGUGGGGUGUGGAGGAGGAGAGCAGGCCCUCCGGGACUGUCCCCGAAGCCCCUGGGGCCGGAGCAACUGUGACCACAGUGAGGAUGCUGGUCUGGUCUGCACUGGACCCGCCCCCCGGCUGCGCCUGGCCGAUGGCCCCCACGGCUGUGCUGGCCGCCUGGAGGUCUGGCAUGGUGGGCGCUGGGGGUCAGUGUGUGAUGACGCCUGGGACCUUCGGGAUGCUGCCGUGGCCUGCAGGGAGCUGGGCUGUGGGGGGGCGCUGGCCGCCCCCGGGGGCGCCUUCUUUGGCGAGGGGACUGGCCCCAUCACCCUGGACGACCUGCGCUGUCGGGGAAACGAGACAGCCUUGAGGUUCUGCCCCGCCAGGCCCUGGGGCCAGCAUGACUGUCACCACCGGGAGGACGCCGGGGCCGUGUGUGAUGGCAUGCCCCUUGGCCUCGGCUCUGCCACGGCCCCUGCUGUGGACAGCAACAGUUCAGCACCCAGGGAGGUGGCAACCAGGCCACUUUCCACCACGGUGGGCCAGACCCUAGGGACAGCCAGCGGUUCACCUCCUCCAGCUUCUCCUACUGCCCCCUGGGAGCCUGGGCCAGAAGCUGGGUCCCCUGGGCUGCGGCUGGUGGCUGGGCCCAGCAGGUGCUCAGGCCGGCUGGAGGUGUGGCAUGAUGGGCGCUGGGGGACGGUGUGUGACGACAGCUGGGACACACGAGACUCAGCUGUGGUCUGCAGAGAGCUGGGCUGCGGGGGGCCUCGGCAGCCAGACCCUGCUGGGGGCCGCUUUGGCUGGGGUGCGGGCCCCAUCUGGCUGGAUGAUGUCAGCUGUGCGGGGACAGAGAGUUCGCUGUCUGACUGCCCUGCUGCUCCCUGGGGGAAGCACAACUGCGCUCACAAUGAGGAUGUCGGGGUCGCCUGCACGGGGACCCCUGGCCUGGACACCAUCUCAGAUCCUUUCAGCUGGAGCUGGCUCCCUGGGCCGGGGAGAGGUCAGGAUGCCUGGCUCCCAGGAGAGCUUGUAACCAAGCCCUCUGCAAGUCUGACUUCCAGUGUGCCGGAGAAAACCACUAAGGCCCCAGGGAAAGUGCCCAAAAGUACUAAGAAGUGGGUGACCAAAAUUCCAAAGAGACCAACCACUCAACCUUCUGGGAUGACAAGCACUAAACCCUCUAGGGGUCUGAGCACCCCAACGCCCCGAGAACUAACCGCCCAGACCACAAUCCUGACCACUGAGGCCUCCCCCAGACGAACUUCCGAGCCAAAAAGGCUGAUCUCUGAGGAUCCCCACAGACUGACUUCACAUACCACUGCAGCGCUGACUCCUCAGGUGCCCAGGGAAAGGACCUCAAAGACUGUGGCAAUGCUGUCCACACAAAGCCCUCGAGACACUACCUCUGAGGCCACUGCCGGGCAAAUCCCCCAGGCCUCCCCAGAGACCUCUGCUGAGAUCCCAGAAGGAUCUCCAGAGCCAUCCAAGGACUCAGUCCCCUCCCCCACUGCUAGCACCCUCGGGGAACCAGGCCCCUUCCGGGUUCGUCUGGCUGAUGGACCCAACAGGUGUGCUGGCCGGCUAGAAGUAUGGCAUGCUGGACGCUGGGGGACAGUCUGUGAUGACAGCUGGGACCUGAGGGAUGGCACUGUGGCCUGCUGGGAACUGGGUUGUGGAAAGGUCCGGCCCCGAGUGGGCAAAACUCACUAUGGCCCUGGGACUGGGCCCAUCUGGUUGGAUGACAUGGGCUGUAAAGGGACGGAGACUUCGCUAAGUGACUGCCCCUCGGGGCUGUGGGGGAAGCACAACUGUGACCAUGAAGAAGACGUGGGGCUCACCUGCACUGGCUACACAGACGAUGACGACUAUCCCCCCUGGACCUGGGACCCCACUUCAGGAGAGGACCUGGCCACAGAGACCACUACAGCAGUGGGGUCUGAACGCACGCGUCCCUGGGGCCCCUCUCCAGCCACCCGGCGACUUCCAGACACAGGUGACCAGGAUGGUGACAAAUCUUCCUGGACAUGGGACACACCUUCCAGAAGGGACCUGGCCAAGGGGACUCCCACUGCAGCCACAGCUGGACCCACCCUAACCACUGGCACCACCAAGAGCCCAGGCCAGCCCUCUCCAGCUCCAAGGGCCGCUGGGGACAGAGGUUCCCCGAGGAAGCCGCCGUGGUCGGGGCGCCGACUGUCGCAGCCCACCGCAGCCCGCACAGCGGCCCCCACCCCAUCCCACGCGCCCUCCCCCUCGCCAGGGCCCUCGGGUCCGCUCAUCCUGGACUGGGCUGCACCAUGGGAAGUGACCUCGGACCCUGCUGACACUCCUCCACCCACCCCAACCCUGCCCCCCUUGACAACAGCUGACCUUGCUCCGUCCACCGCUGACUCCAGUGUGGUUCCCGCUGUGACCCCGGAGCUCUCCUCCAUGCCGUCCUCCACCUCGCCCCAAGAGCCGACCUCUGGCCCCCAGCCAUCAGGGCUGACCCCAGAAUCUGUCACUGCCCCAAACAUGGAGACAGCUUCUUACCCCAAGACAGCCCCAGAACCUCCUGGAUCCUCAGACCCUUCCACAAGCCCUGGCCCCACUGGGACCACACACCCCACCACCCACCCCACUACCUCCCUUCACCCCACCACAGUGCCUCCUCCUCCUAUGACCCUUGACCUCACCAUGACCCCUCCCCCCUCGACGGCCUCUCCACCUACCGUGAAAGCUGAGCCUGCUGUCACCAUUCACCCUAGUAGGACUCCUGACCCCAUCUCCACUCCAGCCCUCUCCACCAGGUCCCUUCCAGCCUCCCUGGGGACAGAACUCCCUUCUCCCACUCUGGCACCAAAGGACAAGCCCAGCUUGCACCCCCAGCUGACUUCGGUGGGGACCCCUCACACGCCCACACUCCAGGUACUAAGCCUGGACCCCUCCCCAGCCCCCGGGUCCAGCCGCUCUAGGGCCUCUCCAGCGCCCAGCGUGGACCCACUAUCCACGGAGGGCUUCAAGCCACCCAGAAGCCAGACCCCCAGAUUAACCCCUCCACCUGCCCACACCCCACACUCAGCCUCUGACCCCACAGUAGCUCCUGACCUCCACCUGCCUCCCAGGGCUCGCCCCUUGGACCAACCACCCCCUGAUCCCCUUGUCCCAGGCCCAGCCCCUGGCCAGAUCCCAGGUCCCCUGGGCCCAUGCCUGUCCCCAGCACCACCUGUAAGAGUCAUGGCUUGUGAGCCACCUGCCUUGGUGGAGCUGGUGGACGCUGUGAGGGCCGUGGGUGACCAGCUGCAGAGGCUGACCCAGGUCCUGGAACAAGACCGUCAGGAGCGCCGAGCCCUGGAGCUGGGGCUGGCCCAGUUGGCAGAGGCCGCCCAGGGCCUGGGGCACCUGGGGGAGGCUGUGAAGAGACUGGCAGAGGUGGCCUGGCCCCCCAGCACGCCUGUGCCCACCACCACCACCCCAGAGGAGGAGGAGAGACCUCUGAGGGGAGAUGUGUGACUCUGUCCAGGACUUGGGGAGCUUAAUAUACUCUCAAACAAAGAAAGCCAAGCCUCUGGUGAAAAGCAA